AAAGGGGGGCUAAUAUAAAGCACUCAAGUGUCCCAGAGUCACAGAAGGUGUUUGGUUAUAUCAUCACCAUCAGAUCGUGUGACAUAGGUUCCCAAGCACUGAAUCCUAUGACUUAUUGAAACCAACCUUGCAAUAUUCCAACCAUAGCUUUACAUAAGCUCCUGCAAUGAGCUACACUAAGACCGACGCUCCUAGACAAGCAGUCAAGCUUGCCAAAGCCGUGGCCAACAGCCAUGCAAGCUACAGACUCGCCGCGCACCCGGCACUGACCCGGCGGCUGGGCUGUACAGGCCGGACCCUUCCCUCGUCUUACCACCUCUAUGGCCAGACCAUGCGAGCAUUCUCGACGACGCCAGUCUCUCAGCUCAAAGACUUCUUCCCUGCCAAAGACACCCCCCACAUCAAGACAACGCCGGCGGCAUGGCCACAUCCCGGCUUCUCAAUGGAGGAGCUCUAUCAGGUAACGCCUUCGCAUCGGCCGCCUCGGGGAUUUGGUGAUUGGGCAGCGUGGAAGAUUGUGCGGUUCGCGAGGUAUUGGAUGGAUAAGGCCACAGGCAUGGAUAGAGAACAGCAGGUUGAUAAGAAGCAUCCAACAACAGCCAUCAAGGCGGAGAAGCCGCUGACAGAGGCUCAAUGGCUUAUCCGAUUCGUGUUUCUCGAAAGUAUAGCAGGUGUUCCAGGAAUGGUUGGCGGCAUGCUUCGCCAUCUCAGCAGUCUUCGGGGCAUGAAGCGAGACAAUGGCUGGAUUGAGACGCUCCUAGAAGAAAGCUACAACGAACGGAUGCACCUUUUGACAUUUAUGACCAUGUGCGAGCCCGGCUUGUUCAUGAAGCUCAUGAUUAUCGGUGCUCAGGGAGUCUUCUUCAACAGUCUCUUUGUGGCCUAUCUCUUGCACCCCAAGAUUGUUCAUCGAUUCGUCGGCUACCUGGAGGAAGAGGCAGUACACACGUACACUCGAGCAAUUGCUGAAAUCGAGGAGGGUCAUUUACCCAAGUGGGCUGAUCCCAAGUUCCGGAUUCCUGAUAUUGCCGUACAGUACUGGAACAUGCCUGAGGGUAACCGGACCAUGAAAGACUUGAUUCUGUAUAUUCGAGCCGACGAGGCCAGCCACAGAGGAGUCAACCAUACCUUGGGUAACCUCAACCAGAAGGAAGACCCAAAUCCCUUUGUCAGCAAAUUCAAAGACAGGGAGGUUCCCAAGCCUGCUCUCAAGCCCGAAGGUUAUGAGCGCUCAGAGGUGAUCUAAUUGGGGAAAAGGCGUGCGUUGUUGGACAGUCACUAUGCUUUUGAUUCGAACUAGAAGGAAAAACGUAUGCAUACAUGGAACGGCGUGUUUGAUUUUGUUUUGUCUACAUUGCAAAAAGAAGGCUGGCUGGGAGACUUGGAAAUGUGCAUAAUUUUGCGGCGUUUUGGAUUUGGCAUAGCCAUCUGGGCAAAUUUCUCUCUCGACUCUUCUUACAAACUAUACACGGAGAAUUGAUAAUAAAAGGGGAGUGUAUAAUUCCGCCAAUUCAAUAGACGAGAGUGGCUG
Messenger RNA from Trichoderma virens Gv29-8, 1531 nucleotides. RefSeq lists its product as uncharacterized. The transcript has 3 exons. Lineage: Eukaryota; Fungi; Ascomycota; Sordariomycetes; Hypocreales; Hypocreaceae. The record is from RefSeq and is a predicted model, not a curated record. The coding region runs from base 167 to 1246 and encodes 359 amino acids. Gene Ontology annotation, molecular function: alternative oxidase activity. Gene Ontology annotation, biological process: alternative respiration. Gene Ontology annotation, cellular component: mitochondrion.